Messenger RNA from Trypanosoma theileri, 1245 nucleotides. RefSeq lists its product as uncharacterized. Lineage: Eukaryota; Euglenozoa; Kinetoplastea; Trypanosomatida; Trypanosomatidae. The transcript has a single exon. Bases 1 to 1245 code for a protein of 414 amino acids. The record is from RefSeq and is a predicted model, not a curated record.
AUGCGGGAGCUAUACACAGCUGUGCGUCAGGUGCUUCUUUUUCACCCGCAUACUGUGACGAAUUAUGGUAAUCCUUCUCCGAAUGCAUUACAGAGUUCGGGUUCACAGUCUAUUAGCAUGAAGGAAUCAUCAGAACUUCUUGUUACGAAUCUUAUUCGUGUUCUCUCCUUGGGGUUACAUGAAGGAUUGGAUCUGUGGACUGUACUUGAGACACUUGAACGGGUGCCUAACAAAAUUGCCCAAGAAGAAUUAAGUAAUCCUGCUAGGAAAGCUCUCCACCGUUUAAAAUUUUCUGGUCAACUAGUUUAUGUUGUCAAGUCUACUUUUGUUCGUAGUACUGCUGCAGUGCGGACUCGAGCAUUACUGCGUCUGGCGUUAAAUCAAGGAGUUCUUCUUGCUGCAUUAGAACUUAUUUCACGAUGGAAUGGGGAAGAGCUGGCAACGUUCUAUGCUAAUCCCUCUAUUAGUGUUCUUUGUUCUGUGGAUGAGGAGCUGUGGGAUACUUUUCUUCAUGCCUGUGCCCCUAUUGGUGGUGUGACGCUUGCAGACAUUGAGGCUGGUGUACCAAAAGGGGCCACGGUGAUGAAGUUCAAUAUGAAGUUGGCACUUCCUGAUAUGGAUGAUCAUAAUGAUAAUCAUGAUAGUGGACACGGUGUUAGUGCUGGUGUUGUUGAUAGAGGUAUCGGUAUUAUUGGAGGAAGUAAGGAUAGUGAGGGUAAUGGUUUAUGUGAGAAAGAUCACAGGGAGGAGAGCCACUAUGGCGAUGAUAACGCAAAACUUCAGCAGCAGACGACAUUUGACGAUAACAGUGAUGUAGUUCACGUACAACUAAUACCAGUUGGGAAUCGCUCACAGGAGGGUGAUAGGGAAGGUUGUAAACGGAAAAAGAAAAAGAAUAAAAAGAAGAAUGCCAAUACAAAGAAAAAUGGAAAUGGAGGAAAGGAAAUAGUGAAAAUGGAAGAAGAAGAAGAACAGCAACAACAACAACAACAACAACAGGAAGAAGAAGUUGCUAGUGUACCACUCUCUUUCUUGGUGGAUGAUUCUAAUUUGCCGAAAGAUACUCUUGCUUCUGUUACAUGUAGUGACAGUAAAAUGAAUCCAUCUUUACAGUCUAUGGAAUUUGUAGAUUUUAAACGUUUAUUAGAUGAGGCGGAGUUACUUCUACUUGAACGUUGGGAGCAUCUCUCUGCGCAGUUGUCAGCACAGGAGGCUUUGUUGUUUGGACAAGUUGACUGUCUUUGA